GUAAUUUCAAAGAAAACACAAAGUAUUCCCCUCAAAAAACACAGAAAGUACUAGCGAUUUCUAAUUUCUGUUGUUGCUCUCAAUCUCCCUCCGACUGUGAAAGUGCUGGCUAAUCUCCGACUACGACGAUCAUACCUCCAGAGAGACAAAGAAAGAAGAACUUGCAGGUUCGAAUUGACUUUAAAGGAGGGUGAUUGUCAAAUUCAUGUAUAAUGAGUUGGAGUAAGAACUUGCAGCAAAUUGUUAGGAAUAAUGUGUCAAGCAAUUAUGUGUUAAAGGGUAGUAGCACAACUGGAAUUCUAAAUUCCACCAAAAGUUCAAUUCUUGGCUUACUUCAAUUACAUGGGGGAGGGUUUGAUGGUGAUGGAAACCCCCAAUUGUCCAAACAUCCUGAAGCAAUGCUGGAAUCUCGCCGGUUUAAGCAUAGCGCCCGAAAAGAGCCGGAAUUGGACCGGGAUUUUCUUGCUCGGCUUUGGGUUUUGGACAAGGAAAUGGAAAAGGCAAUAGCGAAAAGGAGAAUGGCUUAUUUUAGGGGAAGGAAUUUUAGGAAAUAUCAUGGUUCAGGAAUGCAUGUGUUUGAGCAGCCCCCACUUAGUCAAUCUACUACUGGAUAUUUGGCACCCACUUCUCCUGAGGAGGCUCAAGUAGCCCCUCUUCUUGCUAGAUCAAAUUUGUUAAUUACCCGGCAUAUAGAAUGGGCAAACCUUGUGUUUGGCUUUGAGCAGGAAAAUCGGUAUGCAAUAGUAGAUGUAUGCUACCCUCAGUCUCCUGUAGGUUUCAUCCGCGAACAAAGUAAUGUCCUUUUGAGACAGUUUCUUCGUUUGAGACGUCCCUUCGUUGCGUACAUAACUGAUGCAUUAGGCAAUGAGCUAUUCAGGAUUCGCCGACCAUUUUGGUGGAUUACCAGCUCAAUCUACGCUGACGUUAAUGGAAAGGAGAUUGGUGUUGUACACCAACGAUGGCAUCUGUGGAGGAGAAUAUAUGAUCUAUAUUUGGGAAAUAAGCAGUUUGCUGUGGUUGAAAACCCUGGUUUUUGGAACUGGACAUUCACUAUGAAGGACGCUGGUGGAAAUGUGCUCGCGGCUGUAGAUCGCGAUUGGAGAGGUUUGGGUUUGGAGGUGUUCACGGAUGCUGGACAAUAUGUCAUUAGAUUUGGGAGUUCUGAUCCUGCAUCGAAAAACGGCCCUGCAGAAGCGGUUGAGGAAUUAGACAUUGCUCGCCCACUGACCCUUUCGGAGAGAGCAGUGGCAGUGGCUCUUGCUGUGUCACUGGAUAAUGACUUUUUCUCACGACAUGGUGGCAGCUGGUUCACGGGUGUUCCAUUUAUAGUCACAGAGUAGAUAGAAUAGUGUGGUCUUCCUGCACCUCCAUACGCAAAUUCAAUUGUGAAUUACAGGAAUCGAUUUUCAUGAUCUCGGAUCCAUCAUUUAUUCGUGAACUGCCAACUCAAGGGUCGAUACAUCUGAUGGUACUGAACCUACUGACAAUGUAAACAAGGGAAAUGCGCUUUUCAUUGACGUGAUCAAGGAAUUAGCAGUACAGUAAUAGCUUAUUAUCUGCCUUUUUUGUUCACACUUGUAAUAGCAUAUACUCACAUUUGUAACCUCAGCUCAGUGAAUUGUAUGCAUUACAUUUAUUUUCCAGAAGAAUGUAAGUUAAGAAUUUAUGACAAAAUCACGUAUAAUUUGGUGCUAUUACAAUUUUUACUUUUAUA
Spinacia oleracea (spinach) is the source of this 1714-nucleotide messenger RNA. Its product is annotated as altered inheritance rate of mitochondria protein 25. Gene Ontology annotation, molecular function: phospholipid scramblase activity. Gene Ontology annotation, cellular component: plasma membrane. Gene Ontology annotation, biological process: plasma membrane phospholipid scrambling. The coding region runs from base 213 to 1340 and encodes 375 amino acids. Lineage: Eukaryota; Viridiplantae; Streptophyta; Magnoliopsida; Caryophyllales; Amaranthaceae. The transcript has 12 exons. The record is from RefSeq and is a predicted model, not a curated record.